UUUGGACAAAAUGGCUGAAGAGAAAGGACCAUUCGUUUUUAAAGAAUAUGUGGAUCUGAUGGUUUUUCAUUAACUGUACACAAUAUGUUUUGGAGAAAAGUAACACUCCUGAAUCCUUUUCCGUCCAUACAAACAAAACUUUCAAAUCAUACUUUUGGCGAGAAACUAUUAUAUUCAAACUCUGAUUACUGUGGCUGUGUAAAUAAGAUAUUUUGAUUUUGUUACUGUGAUGCCUAUUUGAUUCAGGUUAAGGCGAUGUGGCCCUGGGCCUCUUAUAAUCUUUUUACAUGCAUAUCUUGAUAAGAUCAAGAUACGAUAAUUAAAAUAUGUUUUAAAUGUUUAAAGACAGCGUUAGUAUGAAAAUUAUUUAAUGUAACAGGUAACUCUUGCUUCUGUAGAACAUACUUCAUUUCGGGUUUAUAUGGUUAAGAUAACCAACGAUUUCUUUUUUUAAAAUACAAAUUAUCCCAUUUUUAAAAUGUCCUUCGCCAAAAUAUUUAUUUCUCUCAUUAAGAUUGUUUUAACCAGAUAAAUGUUUGACUUGUAUAACUUUUACAAAAAGAUAGAUACUGAAAAUGUCUUUCGUAAAAUCAUUAAGGAUUUUCAUUUUGAUAAAAAAAUUCUUUACUUGGAAUAUAUUUAAAAUGCAUUUUAAUUAUUAAGUAUAUACUCUUUAUUUUCAUAAGACGUUCUGUAGAUGACCCGGAAGUGAAAGAGUAUAUAAAAUUAGACAAUGAUGUGCUGGAGACAUUUGGUUCCGUUUUUUUGAGGACGUAUUUCCCUAUCUGAAAAAACAUCUUUACGACGGCCAAUUGGAAGAAAUUGCUUUUGAUUUCAGAAGAAGUGCUGAACAUUCUCCGGAAAAAAUUCAAAGAACAUAAGGAAACCUUCCAACCAAAAGUAAACAGUGACUUUGUAGACAGCACGCUUAUCGCCAAACAGGAAGCGAAGGAUGAGGGCGAUGAGGCGGCCCUGGAGAUCUUGUAAGAUACGCACCUGGUCCAGACAAUUUCUGAUAUUUUCUUUGCGGGGUAGAUACAACUAGUUUCACAAUGGACUGGUUCGUUUAUUUCAUGACACGAUUUCCAGAAUUCCAAGCAAAAUGUCAGGAGGAAAUUGACAGAGUUGUUGGUCCCCAUCAGCCCUCGAUGAAGGAUAGAAGCAAACUGGAUUAUACCGAGGCCUGUCUAUUUGAAUCGAUGCGACUUUCAAAUGUUCUUGGUCUAGGGGUCCCACACAUGACAAUCUGUGAUUCACAAAUUGGGGGAUACGAUGUACCAAAAGGCACUACUGUAUUAGUUAACUUCUGGGCACUUCACCAUGACCCUAAACAAUGGAAGGACCCAGAGCAAUUUGACCCACAUCGCUUUCUUGAUGAAAACGGUAAAAUGAAAUUUAUAAAACCGGAAAGUUGGCUUCCAUUCUCAGCCGGACGCCGAGUUUGUUUGGGAGAAACGUUUGCCAAACCAGAGAUCCUACUGAUGUGUGCCAAUCUUCUACAGCGAUUUGAAAUAAGUCUCCCAGAGGGCGUGAACCCAAUUUAGAGUAUGAUAUUAUAUGCAGGGAUUUGGUGUAGAGCUUAAUUCCGAUUACAAAAUCGUGGUGAAAGAGAGAAGUAGAGAUUAAAGAAUAAUGGCGCCUGCGAUCCUUUUUGUAUUACAGCCACAGUCAAAUUGUUAUAGAAAAGUAUUUAGAUUGAUUGCGAAAUAUGCAGCAGUAGUAUUAUCAUAUUUGUUAUAUCUAAAUGUUGUUACGUUAUCAUUUUGUGGAACCAAAUAUGGAAUGUUUUUGAACAAUUACGUGUUAAAUACAUUCCGUUACAACGCAUAUCAGAAUUUUUGAAAGUUAUUUUUUUCAAAUUUUCUAUUCUUUCCUAUAAAAUACAAUGUAGUUUGUUGGGUUUAAGUAUAAAUUGUUAACAAAAACAUGUUUUUU
Molecule: messenger RNA, 1935 nt
Organism: Magallana angulata
Lineage: Eukaryota; Metazoa; Mollusca; Bivalvia; Ostreida; Ostreidae
Product: steroid 17-alpha-hydroxylase/17,20 lyase-like
Exons: 5
Coding region: 1053-1544 (163 amino acids)
Molecular function (GO): monooxygenase activity; iron ion binding; oxidoreductase activity, acting on paired donors, with incorporation or reduction of molecular oxygen
Source: RefSeq, a predicted model, not a curated record